Molecule: messenger RNA, 1154 nt
Organism: Ceratotherium simum simum (southern white rhinoceros)
Lineage: Eukaryota; Metazoa; Chordata; Mammalia; Perissodactyla; Rhinocerotidae
Gene: DUOXA2
Product: dual oxidase maturation factor 2
Biological process (GO): protein transport
Cellular component (GO): endoplasmic reticulum membrane
Source: RefSeq, a predicted model, not a curated record
AUGACUCUGUGGAAUGGCGUGCUGCCUUUCUACCCCCAGCCCCGGCAUGCUGCCGGCUUCAGUGUCCCGCUGCUCAUCGUCAUUCUGGUGUUCUUGGCCUUGGCCGCCAGCUUCCUGCUCAUCUUGCCUGGGAUUCGUGGCCACUCGCGCUGGUUCUGGUUGGUGAGAGUUCUUCUCAGUCUGUUCAUAGGCGCAGAAACUGUGGCCCUGCACUUCAGCGCAGAGUGGUCGGUGGGUAGGGUGAGCACCAACACAUCCUACAAGGCCUUCAGCACAGCGCGCGUGCAAGCGCACAUCGGUUUGCAUGUGGGCCUGGAUGGAGUUAAUAUUACACUCACAGGGACCCCAGUGCAGCAGCUGAACGAGACCAUCGACUACAACGAGUUUUUCACCUGGCGUUUCGGCGAGAACUAUGCCGCGAAGUACGCGGAGGCACUGGAAAAGGGGUUGCCGGAUCCAGUUCUCUACUUGGCGGAGAAGUUCACCCCGAGCAGCCCCUGCGGGCUCCACCGCCAGUACCGCCUGGCGGGACACUACGCCAAGGCCACGCUGUGGAUGGCGUUCUGCCUCUGGAUCAUCUCCAACGCGCUGCUCUCCAUGCCGGUCCCGCUCUAUGGAGGCCUGGGUCUCCUGAUCACCGGCGCCUUCGAGCUCUUCUCUGUCUUCGCCUUCGCCACCAUCUCCACUGUGCCGCUCUGCCCGCUCCACCUCGGCUCCUCGGCGCUCACUACUCACUACGGUGCCGCCUUUUGGAUCACGCUGGCCACCGGCAUCCUGUGCCUCCUCCUCGGAGGGGCGGUGGUGAGUCUGCACUACGCUCGGCCCAGAGCUCUUCGCAUCUUCUUGGACCAAAGCGUCGAGCACUACGGUAGCCAGGCGAAAGGGAGCUCGCCUCUCGUCCUCAAAAACCCACUGCGUAAGCAAUUCGAGACCUCGGAUUUAACAAUCAGUACUAAUCUGUGAAGAGGAGUCAACCUUGGUCUCCUACCCCGCCUCGGUCCCCCUCAGGCCGGGAAGCAGUGCCCGCCGGGCGUGGGCCGGGGGAGCUGCGGGAAGGCACUGCGCUGCCGCCACCGAGGGGAAGGCGGACGGUCUCAGAUGUCCCUCCUGCACCUGGGAGUCUCCCAGGGUGAGCUGUAAAUAAAUUCUUUUUU